AUGGCAGAAGAUUUGACAGCAUCUUCUAUUUCUAGUGUUUCAAUAUCAAGUGCAUCAAGUGUAGUCGGAACAGAGAUAGUUUGUAAUAUGUAUAAGACUAGUGACCACUUUUCAAUUGUCGAGAAUAAAGAUAAUAAAAAAGUUCAGAGAUGCAACCAUUGCAAUAAUAAACAGUAUUCAAUGAAUACCAAUAUAACACACUUAAAGGGACAUGUCUUGAGGUGUUCUAGUUCUCCACUAUAUAAUAUACAAAACAAUACAUUCCAGCAGAUUACUAAAGAAGAGAUAGAUAAAACAAUAGUUGAUUUAGUUAUUGAAACAGGAAUGUCUUUCAAUAUUCUUGAUAAUCCAUUAUUUCUUAAAAUGGCCAGAAACCUUCAUUAUGUUGUGAAGUUAUAUAAAGUCCCACAUCCGACCACAAUAUUACGAUAUCUUACUGGAAAUAUAUUUAAUUCAAGAUUCAAUUUCAUUAAAAGUAUACUUGCCGAAUACCUCAGAUGA
Messenger RNA from Dentiscutata erythropus, 501 nucleotides. The record is from the annotation of a GenBank genome assembly. NCBI's taxonomy places the organism in Eukaryota, Fungi, Glomeromycota, Glomeromycetes, Diversisporales, Gigasporaceae.